AAUGCAUGCAGAUUCAUUUCUAACCACCAAAUAUACUAGUUUUAACCGUUCUUUGCACAAAACUAGAUCUUAUUCCUUUUAACAACAUUCAGUAGAUAAUGCUCGUCCUAAUCUCAAUUAAAAGAAAGAAAUUGAAAAUAAUAGAUAAUAACAUCAUAGUGUCAAUUAUUUAUAAUAAAUCCCUCAGAAUAUCUAAAUCAUAGCUCUCUUUUAAAAACCAAUUAUUGAGUAACUAUUAUUGAGAUAAUCUGAUUUAUAUUUGAAAUGUAAAUGAUUAUUUAGUAUAACUAUAGAAUUUAAGAUCUAAUUAAGUUUAAUCCUUGAUUAAGGUAAUUUGUAAUAAUUUUAGGCACUAAUCUGUAUGACUGCAGAUAUUUUACUAAAAAUUAAGGAUUUUAAUAAUGCCUGUUAUUACUAUAAUUAAUAUGUAAAUUUAAUAUAAUAUUUGAGAGAAUUUUAAAUACUUUAACAAAAAAUCACUCAGAAAAAGCAGUAUCUUUUAUUGGAUUAGCUAAUUGUGCAACAGAAGUUAAAAUGAAUAAAGAGGCAUUAUUAUUAUUGAAAAAAGCACUUUAAUAUUCAUGGUUAUGUAAAGAACAUGAAAUUUAAAUAUAUGAAAGAAUGGCUAUAAACUAUUAUUAUUUAGGAUAAAUUGAAGAUUAAUUAUAUUUCCAUGAAAGAGGAUUACUUGGUGUAUUUGAAGCUGAAGAUUCACCAAUAAAAAAAUUCAGUUGUGAAGCUUUAAGAGAUUAAUUAAGAAAAAAUGUUAUUGAAAUUAAAUCUCUUUGUCCUUAAUUAUUGAAUUAUUUGAAUCUUCCUAUUUUAAGUGAAAAUGAAUUAAAUAAUAAAAACCCAAAUUGUAUGAGAAGAUUUCAUACUAAAAAAUAGAUUAUAUACACAGCUUAAGAAUAAAUAGAAGUUAUUCUAAGAAAUUGUGAUGAAUUUUAAUUUCAAAUUAAUACUCCAAGAUAUUAAAGAUUAAUUUAAUAUGAACCUUAAAAAAAAUAAACUGAGGAAUUUCGUCACCCUUUGGUUACUAAAACAUCAUAUUCCAAAGAAAAAAGAGUUUAUGAUAUUACAGAUUCAACUAUUUAUAAAUUACCUUUUGAAGUUUAAGUAAAUAAUAGAAUUGAACAUCCUUAUAUAUUUGAAGACAUAAAUUCUAAGAUGUAUAAAUAAUUAAGAACAAGAAAUCCUAAUAAAAAAUUUGGUUUGAGAAAUAAAGUUCUUUUAAAUCAUUAAAAUAGAGAAGAUUUUCAUUAUUAGAAGAAUGGAGCCUGUCUUUAUAGAUAGAUUUAAGCUAUUUUUAAGAAAUAUGCAUAUUUAUUUACUUGA
Paramecium primaurelia is the source of this 1335-nucleotide messenger RNA. The record is from the annotation of a GenBank genome assembly. Lineage: Eukaryota; Ciliophora; Oligohymenophorea; Peniculida; Parameciidae.